GCGACACAUUUGACAUCUGCUUCUCCCAUGUUACCUCAACGGACCACGAUGAUGAUUUGGCUGCUGCUAUCUCUGUCCUUUUGGGUGGCAUCUAAUCAAGCUGACUCUGCACAGUCUGAACGGCGAGUUGUAGCACACAUGUCUGGUGACAUCAUCAUUGGAGCGUUGUUCUCUGUCCAUCAUCAGCCUCCUGCUGACAAGGUACACGAGCGCAAGUGUGGCGCAGUGCGAGAGCAGUAUGGCAUCCAGAGGGUGGAGGCCAUGAUGCACACACUGGACCGCAUCAACACCGACCCGCACAUCCUUCCCAACAUCUCCCUUGGCUGUGAGAUCCGGGACUCCUGUUGGCACUCUGCUGUGGCUCUGGAGCAGAGCAUUGAGUUCAUACGGGACUCGCUUGUCUCCUCCGAUGAGGCCGAGGAGUGGGGUGGAGGAGGAGCCUGGGGUGGGGGAGGAGGUGGAGGAGCGACGAUGAAGUGUGCGGACCCCUCUGCCACUCCAAUGCGGGGGAAAAAACCCAUUGUGGGUUUAAUUGGACCGGGGUCGAGCUCAGUUGCCAUCCAAGUCCAGAACCUUCUACAGCUGUUCAACAUACCACAGAUUGCCUACUCUGCCACCAGUAUGGACCUCAGCGAUAAGAGCCUUUAUAAGUACUUUAUGCGGGUGGUGCCUUCAGAUGCCCAGCAGGCAAGAGCUAUGGUGGACAUUGUCAAGAGAUACAACUGGAGCUACGUGUCUGCGAUACACACUGAAGGCAACUAUGGUGAAAGUGGGAUGGAAGCGUUCAAGGAUAUGGCAGCCAAGGAGGGCAUCUGUAUCGCCCACUCUGGCAAAAUCUGGAGCAAUGCCGGAGAGCAGAGCUUUGAUCGACUGCUGGAGAGACUGAGGGGCCACCUGCCUAAGGCCAGGGUGGUGGCAUGUUUCUGUGAAGGCAUGACUGUCCGCAACAUCCUCAUGGCCAUGAGACGCCAGGGACUGGUGGGAGAGUUUCUACUCAUCGGCAGCGACGGUUGGGCGGACCGGUACGAUGUAACAGAUGGCUAUGUGAGGGAAGCAGCGGGUGGUAUUACCAUCAAGCUCCAGUCGGCUGAUGUAAAAUGGUUUGAUGAGUACUACCUUAAACUUCGUCCUGAAAACAACCUCAGGAAUCCCUGGUUUCCGGAGUUCUGGCAGCAUCGCUUCCACUGUCGACUUAAAGGUCACCCGCAGGAGAGCAGCAAAUACAACCGCACCUGUAGCAAGCGAGAGUCACUUCGGCAGCAGUAUGCACAGGACACUAAGAUGGGAUUUGUCAUCAAUGCCAUCUACUCAAUGGCAUAUGGUCUGCAUAACAUGCAACGGGCGCUCUGCCCAGGCUAUCAGGGCCUGUGUGAUGCCAUGCGACCUAUAGAUGGUGCUACACUGCUGGACUUCUUGAUGAAAACCAACUUCACAGGCGUGUCAGGAGAGGGCAUCUUAUUUGAUGCAAAUGGAGACUCACCUGGCAGGUAUGAAAUAAUGAACUUUAAAAAGAUGGGGAAUGACUACUAUGACUACAUAAAUGUCGGCAGUUGGGACAACAGAGGCUUGAAGAUAGAUGACGAUGAAAUCUGGCCCAACAAAGACACCAUGAUCAAGUCAGUCUGCAGUGAACCCUGUGACAAGGGACAGAUUAAGGUGAUUCGCAAGGGUGAAGUGAGCUGCUGCUGGACGUGCACUCCCUGUAAAGAAAAUGAGUUUGUGUUUGACGAGUACACCUGCCGAGCCUGUGAACUGGGCUCCUGGCCUACAGAUGACCUCACAGGCUGUGACCCAAUCCCAGUGGAGUAUCUGCGGUGGGGAGAUCCUGAACCCAUUGCUGCUGUGGUCUUUGCCUGCCUUGGUCUAAUGUUCACCUUCUUUGUCACUGCAGUCUUCAUCAGGUUCCGGGACACCCCAGUAGUGAAAUCCUCCAGUAGGGAGCUGUGCUACAUUAUACUGGCUGGGAUCUGCCUCGGAUACCUGUGUACCUUCAGCCUCAUAGCCAAACCCCAUGUCAUCCACUGCUACCUCCAACGACUGGGAAUAGGCUUGUCACCUGCCAUGAGCUACUCUGCACUUGUCACCAAGACAAACCGCAUUGCUCGGAUCCUGGCAGGCAGCAAGAAGAAGAUCUGUACAAAGAAACCUCGCUUCAUGUCUGCCUGUGCUCAGCUCAUCAUUGCCUUCCUCCUCAUACUGCUGCAGCUGGGCAUCAUCGUGGCUCUCUUCCUCAUGGAGCCACCUGAGGUGAUUCAUGACUACCCCAGUAUCCGCCAGGUCAACCUCAUUUGCAACACCACUAACCUGGGUGUGGUCGCUCCGCUGGGAUACAAUGGCCUGCUCAUCCUCAGCUGCACCUUCUAUGCCUUCAAGACCCGUAACGUCCCAGCUAAUUUCAAUGAGGCGAAGUACAUUGCCUUUACCAUGUACACCACCUGUAUCAUCUGGCUGGCCUUUGUACCCAUCUACUUUGGCUCCAACUACAAGAUUAUCACCAUGUGCUUCAGUGUCAGCCUCAGUGCCACUGUGGCACUGUGCUGCAUGUUCGUACCCAAGGUGUACAUCAUUCUAGCCAAACCAGAGCGUAACGUGCGCAGUGCCUUUACCACUAGCACAGUGGUGCGCAUGCACGUGGGCGACGGCAAAUCGUCCUCAGCCGCCAGCCGUUCUUCUAGUCUGGUCAACCUAUGGAAACGCAGAGGCUCCACUGGAGAGACACUCAGCUCCAACGGUAAAUCAGUGUCCUGGGCGCAGACGGAGCGCAGCGGUUCACGCGGCAACCACCUGUGGCAACGGCUGUCCUUCCACAUCAAGAAGAAGGAGAACAAUCAGACUGCCGUCAUCAAGCCCUUCUCCAAAACUUCAGAGGAGCGUUACUGUGGAGGGGGAGAUCUGCCACCGCAUGUCCCUCUGCCCUCUCUCCCCUCCAUGUCCUCCCUGUCCAUUCAUCCUGAUUCUGGCACGGAUAAGACCCUGUAUGAGCUCUCUGAAGCAGAGGAGCACUACUCAAUGACAUACCGGCCGCAGACGCCCUCACCAAUCAGCACGGUCAGCCAGAGGCUCGGGGCAGGAUUAUCGGAGGAGCCUCCGAUGACUGGUAUCCCAAACUACCCGAGCAGCAUUUGCAGCGGUGGCAGUGGUGGCAGUGGUGGCAGCGUUGGCGGCAGUAGUUGUGGUCAUGCCAGCAGCAGCUCUGUGGUUGCGGGGAGUGACAGUCGCUUGGUUGCAUGCAGUGAUGGUCGUUUGAUCAUGGGGACCGACGGUCUUUUGGUUGCUGUGGACAACCGCCCAGGACAGAGUUCACUGAUGGAUCAGAUCAGCUGUGUGGUAAACCGCUUCACCGCCAACAUCACCGAGCUCAACAGCAUGAUGUUGUCAUCCUCUCCGACACACUCACACACGCACAAACACACACCUCCUUCUCCUCACCCCGCCGACCCAUACCUGCUGCCACGUGAAAUCCAGAUGCCCCCGACCCUCACCACCUACGCUGACGUCCAGCCCCUCCCACCUGUCGAGUCCAGCCUGGGGGGCCGGAGUGGCUGCCUCGCUCACCCUAUUCCGCAUUCACCUUACCCCCUGCCACCUCCUCACACCCAGACCUCCCCCUCUGUCUCCCCCAUGCGAGGAGGCCUGAUCACCUGCCUCAACAACUCCCCUCUGAGGCGGGGGGAGUUGGAAGAGGAGCUUAUUGCUUUGACUCCGCCGUCGCCUUUCCGCGAUUCCCUGGCAUCGAGUAGCGGCUCACCUGUCUCAGAGACAGGUCUAUGUCUCCCCCCGGUCCCCUCCCACCCUCCCCCAUCCCCCCCUACACCCAGGUACAGCAGACUGACACUCAGAAACUACAGUCAGAGUUCAUCCUCACUGUGA
Epinephelus moara (kelp grouper) is the source of this 3870-nucleotide messenger RNA. It is a transcript of the gene grm5b, whose product is annotated as glutamate receptor, metabotropic 5b. Gene Ontology annotation, cellular component: postsynaptic density membrane. Gene Ontology annotation, molecular function: adenylate cyclase inhibiting G protein-coupled glutamate receptor activity; G protein-coupled receptor activity involved in regulation of postsynaptic membrane potential. The transcript has 17 exons. The record is from RefSeq and is a predicted model, not a curated record. Lineage: Eukaryota; Metazoa; Chordata; Actinopteri; Perciformes; Serranidae. Gene Ontology annotation, biological process: G protein-coupled glutamate receptor signaling pathway; regulation of synaptic transmission, glutamatergic; trans-synaptic signaling by endocannabinoid, modulating synaptic transmission. Bases 28 to 3870 code for a protein of 1280 amino acids.